GUCAUUCAAAGACGCGCGAAGAUUCACUGCGAAUGGCAACACAGCUGUAAGCAAGUGUGCUGUCCACUUGUUUUGCAUUGAAUAGCGAGGUAAACAAAAAUUGAAAGUUACUGUAAUGGAAUUUCGUGUAUUGGAACUUUUCAGUGGCAUUGGCGGCAUGCAUUAUGCCUUUAAAUAUGCACAGCUAAAAGGCGACGUAGUCGCCGCUCUGGAUGUAAACACAGUCGCCAAUACGGUCUACGCGCAUAAUUAUAAGGAAACGAACGUAAAGACACGCAAUAUACAGAGCUUAAGUGUAAAGGAAGUCACCAAGCUGCAGGCUAACAUGCUGCUAAUGUCACCGCCCUGUCAACCGCAUACUCGCCAAGGCUUACAACGAGAUGUGGAGGACAAACGAUCAUGUGCUUUAUCUCACCUCUGUUCCUUGAUACCACAGUGUGAAACGCUGCGUUAUGUUCUCAUGGAGAAUGUGAAAGGAUUUGAAGUGUCCCAAGCGAGGGAACAAUUUAUCGAGGCACUUGAGAAAGGAGGUUUCCAUUGGCGAGAGUUUAUACUGACGCCUACACAGUUUAAUGUGCCCAACACACGACAUCGCUACUAUUGCAUAGCACGACGAGAUCAGGAUUUUCCCUUUGAAUCGGGGAAGAUCUGGGAGAAAAUGCCAUUAGAAAUAGUCGACCCACAUCAACAGCAAAUUGCCAUGAUAUCCAGUAUUGUGGAGUCCAGUGCCUCAAGUGACUAUUUGGUGCCCGAUGACGUGCUAAUGAAGCGAGUUUUAGUCAUGGACAUUAUCCAUCCAGCGCAGAGCAGAUCCAUGUGCUUCACCAAGGGUUAUACCCACUAUACUGAAGGCACGGGUUCUGCUUUUACUCCACUCUCUGAAGAAGAAUCGCAUCGCAUUUUUAAGGCAGUUCAAGAAAUUGACAUGGAUCCGAAUAACAGUGGCUGUGACCCAGAGACACAACAAAAGCGCCUUGAGCUGUUACGUCAAGUUAAAUUACGAUAUUUUACACCACGAGAAGUCGCAAGGCUGAUGAGUUUUCCCGAAGAUUUUCAAUUUCCCGCGGAGACAACGAAUCGCCAAAAAUACCGACUGCUUGGCAAUAGCAUUAAUGUUUGUGUUGUAGGCGAACUACUAAAAUUGUUGACAAAUUCGUAAUCGUUGCAUUUACAAAAUUACUUUGCUUAGCAUAAAAUAAACAUAUUUUUGUUAAAAUGAAAUCAA
Messenger RNA from Drosophila albomicans, 1225 nucleotides. It is a transcript of the gene Mt2, whose product is annotated as tRNA (cytosine(38)-C(5))-methyltransferase. Gene Ontology annotation, molecular function: methyltransferase activity. NCBI's taxonomy places the organism in Eukaryota, Metazoa, Arthropoda, Insecta, Diptera, Drosophilidae. The coding region runs from base 116 to 1159 and encodes 347 amino acids. The record is from RefSeq and is a predicted model, not a curated record. The transcript has 2 exons.